AAUAAAGAGUGAAAAAUAACGGUGAAAACUGGUAGAAAGAAUGACAAGUAGUCUCAUUUUUGGUGAAUCGUCAACGUCACUGCAAACGUCUAUUGUAUGUCGGACUUAAAAUUAUUCAUCCGCGGUGUAUGCUGAGUUGGCACUCUUGACGAAGAUAAAUGUUACAUUCUAAUGAUGUAUAUGAUGGAACCGUGAAUUCAAAGUGUAGCUCAAUUAUUUUAAAUAUUUGUACUUAAUGAGCUAUGAGUGGACAGAAAUUUCAAUAUGACGAAAGCGGAGGGACGUUUUUCUAUUUUCUGCUUUCCUUUUUGGCACUUCUCUUGAUACCUGGAACGUAUUAUCUAUGGCCACGUUGUCCGAAACAAGAUCCGGAUAAAGAUUCGAAAGAAUGUCAGUGCGAUGGAUGUAAAAAGAAAAAAAUCAUUUUACAAUCGAAUGAACCUUGGAAAGAAACUAAGGCAUUGUUUACAAAGUUUUUGAUUAUUUUGGGAUGGAUCAUUCUUAUUUUACUUGCUUAUAAAGUAUCUCAAUUUGAUUAUGAAAUGGCAAACUUUGAUCCAUUUGAAAUACUGGGAGUUUCUCCUGGUUCAUCACAAGGUGAGAUUAAAAAAGCAUAUCGUAAACUUUCAUUGAUAUUACAUCCAGAUAAGGAAACAGGAAAUGAAAAAGCAUUUAUGAAGUUAACUAAAGCUUAUCAGGCUUUGACGGAUGAUGAAGCACGAAAAAAUUGGGAAAAAUAUGGAAAUCCAGAUGGUCCAGGUGCAAUGAGCUUUGGAAUUGCUUUGCCUUCUUGGAUAGUUGAAAAAGAAAAUUCAGUUUGGGUUUUAGGUUUAUAUGCAUUGGUUUUUAUGGUAGCUUUACCUACAGUCGUUGGAACAUGGUGGUAUAAAAGUAUUCGUUAUACAGGAGAUCAAGUUUUAUUGGCUACAACUGAAACAUAUUACUACUUUUUUAUUAAAACUCCGUCGAUGACUUUAAAGAGAGUUAUUAUGAUUCUUGCUGCAUCUUUUGAGUUCUGUAAGAAACGUAAUGCAGAAAUAAUUGAAAGACAUACGGACAUUGAAGAAGUUCCUUCGCUUAUUAAGCAAAUAACUAAUUUAGGAGAAAAAAAUAAAGAAGUACCAUUAUGUCAUCUGUAUUCAAUAAAAGCUAGAGCUUUACUUCAUGCACAUUUAUCACGUAUACCAUUAAAUCCGGAAACAUUAGAUAAAGAUAGACAGUAUAUUGUAAAGAAAUGUCCAUAUUUAAUCCAAGAAAUGGUUGCAUGUGUUAAUCAAGUCAUUUUUCUAGCUUAUGCAAAACGAGUUCCACGAGUACCCAGUAUAAAAACUAUAGAAAAUUGUAUGAAACUAUGUCCAAUGAUUGUUCAAGCAUUCUGGGAAUUUAAAAAUCCUCUUCUUCAACUUCCACAUAUUUCCGAAGAUAAUUUAAAAUACUUUUUAGCCAAAAAGCGCCAAAUUAAGAGCCUUCAACAAUUUGCACAAUUAAAAGGAGAGGAAAGAAGACUGAUUCUUAGAAACUUGACCGACAGUCAAUAUGAAGAUGUUAUGAAAGUUCUUGGAAAUAUGCCAUACAUAGAAUUCAAAGUACGAUCUGAAGUAAUUGAUGAUGAAAAUCCAACAGUGUAUACUGCUGGGGCGAUAGUAACAGUAACAGUAUCAUUAACACGCAAAGAUAUGAAACAUUUGUUUGGCGAUGAGACUGUUAAAGAACAAACUAUGAUAGAUGACAUUAAAGUUAGCGGAGAAGUAACAAGCAACGAAGGUACAGAGGAACAAAGUCAGUCUGUGAAGAAACCUGCAUGGCUUAGACAAAAAAAGGGCCAGAAGAAACCUCAUAAAAAAGGUACCAAUAAAAAAACAGUCCCUGUAAAAAAUAUACAAGCUCAAGGACAGACAACACAGCAGAGUAAUAAUAAUACACAGCAAAGUAAUACACCAAACACAAACAAAAAGAAAGAAGACAAAAUAGAAAAAGAGUCUUCCAAAGAAAAAUCUGAUGUUAGUGACAGCGAAGCUGAUAGUGAUAGAAGUGAUGAUGAAGACAGUAAUGAUAAGAAAGAUAUAGGUAUUGAUGAUGACGAUACAGAGUGGGAAAGAUUUCAACAAAGAAUUUCUAAAAGAGAAAGAGUUUUGGAAGGAAGAAGUAAUUUGUCACACGAAGUACAUUGUCCACUUUUUCCUGAUGUUAAACAAGAAUACUGGUGGGUUUAUAUCUGUGAUCGUAAAAGUCAGACUUUACUGACAACUCCAGUACACGUAACAUCUUUAGCACAAUCGGAGGAGGUACAACUGCGUUUUACAGCACCACGUUGGCCGGGAUUAUACACAUUUACCGUAUGCUUACGCAGCGAUUCAUAUCUUGGGUUUGAUCAAGCGCAAGAUAUUAAGUUGGAUGUAAAAGAAGCUCCCGAAGUACCAACGGAGCAUCCUCAAUGGGAUAUUUCGGAUGAAGAAACUGCAGAGGAUGUGGAUGCAGCUGAUGAACAUUCCGAGUUCACAACUGAUGAAGAUAUCAGUGAUAAUGAGUAAUAUCUUUUUAUCUUAUGUGAUCGGAUGAGUGGAUAUUCUAAAAAUUCUCACUUCUUCUCUUUUUUUACUGGUUAAGUUAAUGUACAUUUGUCUUUUAUACAUGGAAUUGCAUAAUCGUUGAUGUAUGUGGACAAUCUAGGAACUAGUACGGUGUGUAAUAUUUCUCAAUUACGAGAAAGUAAUAGCAAAUAAAGAACAUGAUAUUUAUUUUAA
Messenger RNA from Polistes dominula (European paper wasp), 2744 nucleotides. It is a transcript of the gene Sec63, whose product is annotated as translocation protein Sec63. Gene Ontology annotation, cellular component: Sec62/Sec63 complex. NCBI's taxonomy places the organism in Eukaryota, Metazoa, Arthropoda, Insecta, Hymenoptera, Vespidae. The record is from RefSeq and is a predicted model, not a curated record. Gene Ontology annotation, molecular function: transmembrane protein transporter activity; RNA binding. Gene Ontology annotation, biological process: SRP-dependent cotranslational protein targeting to membrane; post-translational protein targeting to endoplasmic reticulum membrane.